UUGACGGUCCCUUCUCUCUCACUUCAUAACUCUCCAAAACCCCUUCGAAACUCGAAAACCUUCAGCCAUGGCGGAAUCCAUCAUUACCUCAGAAAAACCCUCCACCUCGUCCCCUCUAGAACCUCCUUCCCGUAUCGUCUGCCACGUCUGCCAGAAGCAAUUUUCUCAGUACACAUGCCCUCGAUGCAACUCACGCUACUGUUCCCUGCACUGCUACAAGUCGCAUAAUCUCCGGUGUACUGAAUCGUUUAUGCGGGAGAAUGUGGUGGGGGAGAUGGGGCAAUUGGGGCCCGAUGACGAAACUAAACAGAAAAUGCUGGACAUACUGAAACGAUUUCACUCUGAAGAAGAAGAAACUGAUGACAUGGAUGAUGAUGAUAAUGCUGCAGGUUCUGCACUGUCUGAGGAGACUAUUCAAAAAGUGCUGUCUGGUGGUGAAGUUAGUCUGGAUGAUCUAUCUAUAGAAGAGAAGAAACUAUUCCAAAGAGCUGUCGUUUCUGGGGAACUGAGCAAGAUGAUUAAGCCUUGGGAUCCGUGGUGGUUGAAGCCAUCUGCCAGAACGAUAUCAUUUAGCAAGGAAGGAUCCCAACUUAUCCAACCUCUUGUCAAAGACGAUGAAUCAAUGUCACCUGAGGAUAAUUCAGAGAGCAAUCAAGCGAGUGAGAUUCCACCCGGGCCUGACACCCCACUGCCACCAGUCAGCAAGCUGAGUUCCACAAAGCCAUCACCAUCCUUAGCUGUUCAUCUGGUGGACAUCAUAUACAGCUACUGUUUCACACUCCGUUUUUACAAUGGAGAUUGGAAAUCGGAUGCCAUAGGAUCAUCCAUGGCGGUGCUUUCUGUCUCCAAUGUACUGGGCCAGGGUGGGCAACCGGAGACUGUCCUGGAAGUGCUGUCUUAUUGCUUGGAGAAGACCUGCUCCCCAGACUUCAAACAUACAGGCGGCUUGCAAUUUGGACUCGGUCUCAUAGAUGAUGUAACAAGCCUAUUAACGCUAGGAACACCUGCUUUGUUGUGCUCGCUCUGUGAUCUGCAGAGGAUGGUUCAGGCUGGGGAGAGGGAUCUGAAGUCAGAGAAACCACGGAAGUCGUCACAAAGAACAGAAAUUAGGAACAAGCUGAAGUUGGCCGAACGGAAAAUUUAUUUCAUCAUGUGUUGGGUGCACGAGCAAACCGGGGAAGUUUGGACUUCCUUAGCAGCCAUUGUAACGGCCGAAAAGAGUUCAGCUCUGAGUUAUCAAUCGGCUUCGAGGCCUGGGAAAGCGGAGAAGAAAGCCGAACCAAAGAGCAAGGUUUUGAUUCAGGAGAUUAGAUGAAAAAUAAUAACAUUGUAACUAUUCUUUUCUGUUCGUUGUUGUAAUCAAAUUGUUUCUCCUUUUGAGUGUGUGUUAUUGUAAUUUGAAUGGGACUAUGAGUAGUACAGAAGUUGAAUA
Molecule: messenger RNA, 1432 nt
Organism: Pyrus x bretschneideri (Chinese white pear)
Lineage: Eukaryota; Viridiplantae; Streptophyta; Magnoliopsida; Rosales; Rosaceae
Product: zinc finger HIT domain-containing protein 2
Exons: 5
Coding region: 68-1315 (415 amino acids)
Source: RefSeq, a predicted model, not a curated record